AAAUUCCCUUCCCAUGCCUACCAAGCGAUCGCCCUCCGCACUCCGACGCUAGCUGUGCCUUGACAUGCAAUAUUUCUCUGCCAUUUUGAUAUCCGGCAGCGAUUUCAGACGCACUCCAAACUGAAAGUCUAGAGACGAAAAACGAAGGGUAGGCGAUAGCAGCAGCAACAACGACAUGAGUGAUCAUUAGCACUGUUGUGGUUCAAAUUUGGCCCGAGGGUGACCAUGUCGAAGGAGCUACUGGCCGAAGCGAAGAAAGGAAGACCACCUUUCGUGUGGCGACGGCAUACCUAUGCUAAGUCCGAGACUCUUUAUUUUGGCAACAAACAUCAUGAAGUUCUGCCUCCAAUGGUACGUACUCCCUCUCACCACCCCUCUCCACGCCCCCGUCUCUUUCUUUUGCGCCCCCCUUUCCGACCCGCUUAUUGGCUCUCACCACCAUCUCCUUUCCUUUUUGUCUUCCUCUUGGUGACUGCAACAACAUGCUUUACCCCAAGCAAGACAAGCAGGACAAGAUACUCCUCUACAUCUCCCGCCGCUGCGACUGCAAGGUCUCUGAUACUAAUCUUUUCUCUUCCAUUUUGUGUCGUUCUUUCUUUGUGGGUUCACAUGUUGCUAGGUUUCCUUAACUUUCUUUGCUUUCUUUCUUUCUUUUUUUCCAUCCCAAACUAGUCAACAUAAUUCACCCGUUUAUUCUGUCGAGUAUUCUAUGCAUAAUCAAUGCCCUAGCGUCUUGUGGUGUCGCUUGUUUCCUGCUCCAGCUAGCCUGAUGGUUGUUUUUAACAUGCUUCCAUCUUGAAUAGUGUGUACUUGAGCAAGAAAUUCUUGUUGUGCAAGAUGGAGGGCUCAAGAGUUCAAAAUUAGAAUGGCAGAGAUGAAGCUGUUGUUGUGGAUUCGAUGGACGACAAGUUCGGGGUCAUAAAGGAGUAUUGCAACAGAUCAUGAUAAGAUAGGGGAAGGAAAGAAGAGGAGCGGCCCUCUAAUAAUAACAUGGUCAUGGGUUCUGCAAUAAGGGUAACGAUGAUGGUCAAUGUAGCAGGCAGAGAGAGAGAGAGAGAGAGAGAGUAUAGCAGUGUUAAUUGGAAAUGUAAUAAUUAAUUUGGGUAGAUGUAUGUUAAUAUAAAUAAUCAGUGGGACUAAUUCAACCAGUUUCUAUGAACAAAUAAAAUCUUUGAUAACUGCAGUGUUAGGCCAACCAGCCCUAGCUUAGUCUAGUUUGAUUAGAAACUCACUGAUUGUUAAUUGAGUUUAUGUGCUCCUGUAUUUCAUAAAUAUCCAUGCUCGUUGAUGUUAAGACCUUUAUUACGUGAAUGACAGUAUCCCUCUGAAUAUAUGACCAGCUAUCUAGAUAGAUUGUUUCCACCAUGACAUAAAAAAUAGAUAACCUUACUGAUUUUCCUAGUAAUUUUUUAAUGAAACACCCGUAGGUGAUUAAUGCAGUUGUGCUAAGCUCUAUGUAGAUAAUUUAGGAUACAACCUUAAACAUGGGUAGCCUUCUCAUUUUUGAUUUUUAUAAUUUUUAGAGAACCCUGUACAUAACGUAUUCAGUUAUAUUAAGCUCUUUAAUAUUAUUUUCCACAUUCCCUUCAAAAUUGAUCCUUAGGUACCAAUUUUCAGUUGGCAGAAAGUUUUAUAAACUCGUUUCUAUAUUCUGUAUCUUUUUAAGGUAGCGAAAAGUUCUUUCAUGAGCAUAGAUGGAAGAACAAUUGAAAACCAUCUAUACGUAUUUAUUCAUUGUUCUUAGUUUUGGUCCUAAAAGUUUUAUGGCAUUAUAAAGUUAAAAACAAUUCUGGAUGCCUUGUAACGAGUUUUUUAGUUAUGUAACAUUAACAAAUCCAGAAAGCAGCAUCCAUAAUCCGGCAGUAGCUAGGGUGAAACUUGAAAUAUUUCAAGAAUACAAGAUGUUAUUGCUGGCUUUGUUCAUUAUUCAUGCAUGAAUUUUGUUGGCUAGCAUUUGGAUUUUGGAUUGACGGACAAAUUAUUUUUUUAUGACCAUAUUUUAGCUAUUCUUCUUUAUUUUAAACCUGGAAGGUCCAGGGCUCUAUAAAGCUGGAGGGAGGGUAAGGUGGGGGAGAAGAUGAUGGAAUCGGUGGGCUCGCUCCCCGUGGCGAACGUCCAGGCUCUGGCUGCUGCCUCCAGUGGCCUGAGCGAGGUCCCUCCGAGGUAUCUCCGGCCCGAAGCAGAGUCGGAUCCCGUCACCGGUGACGGCGGUAGUCUCGAGAUCCCGGUCAUCGAUAUGAAUAGACUACUCCAACCCCAGUCAUCCCGGGAUGAAUCCGCCAAGCUUAAUCUGGCCUGCGAGCAGUGGGGCUUCUUUCAGUUGAUUAACCAUAAUGUUCCCAAUGAACUGAUUGGGAGAAUGAAGAUUGAUAUUGAAGAGUUCUUCAAACUUCCUUUAGAGGUAAAGGAGCAAUUUGCUCAGCUGCCGGGCAAUCUUGAAGGUUAUGGUCAGUUAUUUGUCGUAUCAGAGGAUCAAAAGCUAGAUUGGGCAGACAUACUUUACUUCAACACCCAACCACUUAACCAGAGAAACGUGAGAUUUUGGCCUACUCAACCACUCACAUUCAGGGCUACACUGGAUGAGUACUCACAAGAGCUGAAGAACACAGCAGAUUGUCUAUUGGGUUUAAUGGCCAAGAACCUAGGACUUAAUCCAGAGAUCCUCACCGAAAUGACUGAGGAAGGAAUACAAUCAGUCAGGAUAAAUUACUACCCCCCAUGCCCCCAAGCAGACAAGGUGUUGGGCUUGUCCCCACACUCUGAUGGUGAUCUUAUAACACUGGUCCUUCAAGUAAAUCAAGUUCAAGGGUUGCAAAUCAAGAAAAAUGGCAAAUGGGUCCCUGUCAAGCCCCUUCCUGGUGCUUUCAUUGUUAAUGUUGGUGAUAUCUUUGAGAUAUUCAGUAAUGGGAGGUAUAAAAGCAUUGAGCAUAGGGCUGUCGUAAGCACGGGAAAAGAACGGCUUUCUGUUGCAGCAUUUCACAGCCCAAACAAUGGUGCCAUGAUAGGUCCCCUUCCACAGCUUGCAAGAGGAAGCGAGGUAAAUUAUAGGACAGUGGACCAUGAGAACUUUAUGAAGCUCUUCUUCUCUGCUAGACUUGAUGGGAAGAGCUUCUUGGAUCGCAUGAAGUUAUGAAGGUGAUCUUUCGAGAAUGAAGAGGUCUGGUAUAACUGUUUUCUGAACUUGACUAUUGUUUCAUCAAAAGUGAAAUGCACUUCCAAGGUUUCUUAAGGCUUGCUCUUUAAUAAAAAUGAGUUUGGGUUUUACAUUGCUGAA
Phoenix dactylifera (date palm) is the source of this 3274-nucleotide messenger RNA. Its product is annotated as S-norcoclaurine synthase 1-like. Lineage: Eukaryota; Viridiplantae; Streptophyta; Magnoliopsida; Arecales; Arecaceae. The record is from RefSeq and is a predicted model, not a curated record.